UAAUAAAAAGUUGUCUUUAACAUAUUUUGAAUAUAAAAUAUAAACGAGUAUCAGUAGUCAUUUACAUUUUAUUGCCUUUUAUUUUAUUUUUACAAUAAAAUAAAACACAGCAUUCGACAGGUUUAAGGAAAAUUUCCAGCCACCCCGUUCCCAUACUCUGUCUACUUACGUCGAACAUUUUCACGCUGACUUGCAAUUGCAAGCCACGUUAAAAGACAAAACUAACAGUAAAAAGUAUUGAAUUACUAGAUAUGGAUUUAGUUGAUUAUUUUUACGAUUUAUUCUGGUCAGAAAAUAUAUGGCUUCCAAAGCAAUACAAAUGGAAUGAUAUAGAAUCUUCUGAUAAAUUGAAAAAAGCAAAAGUUAAAGAUCUGUAUAUGGUACCUGUACUUUUUUUGUGUAUAUCCUUAGCACGUUAUAUUUUUGAAAAGUUUGCUGCUUCUAAGUUUUGCCUUUAUCUUGGGAUAGAAUCACCGAUUAGAUCACGAAAUUUUGAAGAUCAAAAGUUAACUAUCAAAGGUAGAGUAUAUUCACAAGUUGCUCUAUCAACUAGAGAAGCUUUAUUAAAAAAAUCGACUGAAUCAUGUUGGCGUGCAUUCAGCUAUUUUAUUCUAUUUGGUUGGGGUGUUAUGGUGGUAAGUGAGUCAAACUGGUUUUGGGACAAUUCUACAUGGCUCACUGAUUACAAAUAUCAUGAGCUUACACUGUUAAUGAAGUGGUAUUUUUUUUUAGAAAUAUCUUUUUAUUUAUCUCUAUCAGUAUCCCAGUUUACAGAUACAAAGCGCAAGGACUUUUAUCAAAUGCUCAUUCAUCACUUUGUUACUUUGUUUUUAUUAAUUGGCUCAUACAUUACUUCAAUGUAUAGAUUCGCUGUGGUGAUCAUGUUCAUUCACGAUGCAUCAGACUUUUGGCUUGAAACAGCUAAAAUUGCAAAAUAUGCUAAAUGUGAUAAAGUUUGUAAUGUUUGUUUUGGUAUAUUUGCAAUUGUAUUUGUUUUUACUCGCUUAAUUUAUUACCCAAUUUGGGUUAGUUAUGGGUAUUUUGUUUAUAAUACUUAUGACACAAGCAUUAUACAGAAGGGUAUGGUAUCAAUGUGUUUCUUAAUUUUGUUUUUGAAUUUUUACUGGGGUUACUUAGUUGUAAGUAUGUUGUACAGAAUAACUGUUUCUGGUAAAAAGACUAAAGAUUCAAGAAGCGAUAAUAGUGAUUCUGAUGAAUGAUCUCAGUGAAAAAUGUUUUCAAAAAAAGCAACUUGUGGUUAUUUAAAUCUUUUAAUAUUAUCAAAAAUUGAAUCUUCGUAAUUUUUUAAGGUAAUGCAAACAUCUGAUAAUGUACAAAGUUAAACGAAUCUUUUGAAGCAGUUAAGUUUCUAAAGCAAUGUAGCACAAUUACUUAUAUUUUUUUUAGAUUUAAUGUUGCUAGUUCAAUUUCUUUUGUGUAUGUCAUUAGUAUUUCAAAUUUUAGUUAACAACAUAUAACAUUUUUUCUAUAGAAAAAACCAUUUCAUUAUUCGUUAUAGAGUAAAAAAAGUCUUGGUUGCAAAUCUUGUUUUGUUAUCUUUUAUUUUCAAAGUUGUUGCGUUGAAAUUAUUUUUUAUUCUUUUAUAAAUACAUUUAUAAUCAUUUUAUACUAUUAAUCUAGAUGACAAAGCUGAAAUAUAAUAAUAUAUUUUGAUUAGUAAUAUAUUUUGUUAU
Hydra vulgaris (swiftwater hydra) is the source of this 1694-nucleotide messenger RNA. Its product is annotated as ceramide synthase 6. The record is from RefSeq and is a predicted model, not a curated record. Gene Ontology annotation, molecular function: sphingosine N-acyltransferase activity. Gene Ontology annotation, biological process: ceramide biosynthetic process. Gene Ontology annotation, cellular component: membrane. Lineage: Eukaryota; Metazoa; Cnidaria; Hydrozoa; Anthoathecata; Hydridae.